Messenger RNA from Fraxinus pennsylvanica, 2247 nucleotides. The record is from the annotation of a GenBank genome assembly. Lineage: Eukaryota; Viridiplantae; Streptophyta; Magnoliopsida; Lamiales; Oleaceae.
AUGGCGAAGAAACUCAUUCGAAGAGUCAAAACCAUUAUCACAAAGCCCUUCAAGAAACAGCCGCGUAAAAAGCUGCCACCACCACCACCGUCUCCGCCGCCGCCGCCUUCUUCCCCCUCUCCACCGGAAUCUCCCGCCCCCACCAUGUCACCGCCACGACUAAAACCGUCCUACCACCCUUUUCUCUUCCCGGAAACUGAGUCCACAGUCCUGCCCGAUCCUUCAUUAUUCUUCUCCCCCCACCUCCUCUCCAAUCCUUUACCCACAAAUUCAUUUUUUCAAAACUUUGUGUUGAAAAAUGGUGAUCAGCCUGAAUAUAUACACCCAUAUUUAAUCAAAUCAUCUCAGUCUUCUCUUACCCUUUGUUACCCAUCUCAAUUCAAGAAUCCUGCUUUUUUAUACCAGAUAUUUAUUGCUGAUCUCACCAUUUCUGCACUGAACAAUCCUGAUUCGAAUGCAACCCACAUCAUAUCUGCAUUCAAUGAUUUGAGUGUGACUUUGGACCUUCCAUCUAGUAAUCUUAGGUUCUUUCUUGUUAGGGGGAGUCCCUUUUUGACUUGUAAUGUGUUGAGUCGCGUUGCAUUGUCAAUUUCAACCAUUCAUGCCAUUCUUGAAUUGUCCCCAAAUAGUUCUUCCACAAAGUACACUAUUAAGCUUAAUAACAAUCAGACUUGGCUUCUUUAUGCUUCUUCUCCGAUAUAUUUGAGUCAUGAUGUUUCUACUAUUACUUCUAGUGAGUUUUCGGGGAUAAUUAGAAUUUCUUUAUUGUCUGAUCCAAAAUUUGAAGCGCUUCUUGAUCGUUUUAGUUCUUGUUAUCCAAUUAGUGGUGAUGCUGUUUUCACUAAGCCUUUUAGUUUGGAGUAUAAAUGGGAUAAGAGAGGAUGGGGGGAUUUAUUAAUGCUUGCCAAUCCUUUACAUCUUCAGCUCCUUUCGAGUACUGACUGUUCGAUUACCAUCUUAGAGGAUUUCAAGUACAAUAGUAUUGAUGGUGAGCUGGUUGGUGUAGUUGGAGAUUCUUGGGUUUUGAAAAGUGACCCUAUUGCUGUUACUUGGCAUUCAAUUAGAGGGAUUAAGGAGGAAUCAUAUUCUGAGAUAAUUGAAGCACUCAUUAAGGAUGUUGAGGCCUUGAAUUCAAGUGCAGUAUCAACAACAUCAUCGUACUUUUACGGGAAACUGAUAGCUAGAGCUGCACGGUUUGCAUUGAUUGCUGAAGAGUUGUGUUAUAUUGAAGUGAUCCCUGCAAUUAGGAAGUUCUUGAAGGAUAUGAUUGAGCCCUGGAUGGAUGGAACUUUUGAUGCUAAUGGUUUUUUGUAUGACUCAAAAUGGGGUGGAAUCGUGACUAAACAAGGAUCAGCGGAUUCGGGGGCUGAUUUUGGAUUUGGAAUCUAUAAUGAUCACCACUAUCACCUUGGGUAUUUUAUCUAUGGGAUUGCUGUUCUUGCCAAGAUCGAUGCUGCAUGGGGAAGAGGGCUGACAGAGUUUGCAGAUGGUCGAAAUCAGGAGAGCACAAGUGAGGCCGUUAAUGGAUAUUAUUCAGCGGCUCUUAUGGGACUGGCAUAUGGGGACAGCCACCUUGUUUCUAUUGGAUCUGCUUUAUCUGCUUUGGAAAUUCAUGCAGCACAAACUUGGUGGCACGUGAGAGAGGAGGACAAUGUUUAUGGAGAGGAAUUUACCAAAGAGAACAGGGUGGUGGGUGUUUUAUGGGCUAACAAAAGGGACAGUGGCCUUUGGUUUGCUCCGGCCGACUGGAGGGAGUGUAGGCUGGGAAUUCAACUUCUGCCUAUACUGCCCAUAAGUGAAAUUCUGUUCUCUGAUGUCAAUUUUGUGAGACAGCUCGUAUCAUGGACCUUGCCAGCCCUGGCCCGGGAAGGAGUUGGAGAAGGUUGGAAGGGUUUCGUAUAUGCAUUGCAAGGGAUUUACGAUAAAGAAGGUGCUUUAGAUAAUAUCAGGAGCUUAAAUGGAUAUGAUGAUGGGAACUCCCUCACAAAUCUUUUGUGGUGGAUUCAUAGGAUAAAUAUCAAACCAGCUUCAAAGAAUAUGGGAGGAGCUAUUGUUGACAAGUUGCGGUGGAGGAAGGCGGAGGUGGUGCUGUGGUUUCACUGGAUUCCUAAAUUUCCUGAGAUUAAACCAGGGGAAGAAAUAACUAUUUCAAUAAUGGUAGAAAAUGCACAACAAGUCAUAAAACAUGAAGAAACCAAGCCCAGUGUCAAUAUAUGCUCUGUCCAAGAAUAUUGCAUAGAAAAAUAG